Messenger RNA from Capronia epimyces CBS 606.96, 1050 nucleotides. RefSeq lists its product as uncharacterized. Lineage: Eukaryota; Fungi; Ascomycota; Eurotiomycetes; Chaetothyriales; Herpotrichiellaceae. Gene Ontology annotation, molecular function: protein-folding chaperone binding. The transcript has a single exon. Bases 1 to 1050 code for a protein of 349 amino acids. The record is from RefSeq and is a predicted model, not a curated record.
AUGAGCGCUUACGGCAAUUACACGACCUCGGGUGGUGGUCGUGGCGGCGGUUCCCCUUACACCAGCAAUCUCGUCGAUCCUUACGCCCGGAACCUCUCCAAUCACUUCGAAUAUAUAGAUGCCGACCAUGGAAUCCUACAAGAUACACACCGCCCUUCGGUAGCAAAGGGACAUUCCGACAUCGAUGAUCCAGAUGCUCCCGAUGUUAUUCGUGUGCGAUACAUGGCCACACUCCUCCCCGUGGAGUUUCCCCCAUAUUCCAUUAGUGAAGGGAAAGCCUUCGUCAGCCAGCUGCGAAACGCCGUCGCUCAGUGGCUCCAGACCGACCCCAGAAGAGUGAGAUUGGUUUACAAGAAGCGUGACCUGAAACACGAUUCCUGGCCGCUGAGAAAGUACGAUCUUAAACAGAAUAGUGAGGUGGCAGCUAUCAAAACAGAAAGUGUUCUCGACUAUAGCGAUAGGGAGAGUCAUUCAUCCAGCGGAGAAGAUAACGUGGCGCCUUCCAAUCAGAACCCCCGGCGCCGGCCUCGAGCAUUGUCAUCGAUCAGACACCGUAGCAAUGACCAAAUACCAUCCCCCAGAACCCCAACUACCUCGCAGUUCCUUUCCCCAAAUGGCCACAUCCCUUCAGGGACCGCAUCGGAACGGCAGUCUCGUGGCAGUCUCAGGCCAGAGUCGGACGACCGUUCCUACCGACGGGAACCAUCGCGGACUCGAGGAACGUCGCCUCACCCAACCCCUAGCUCAACACCAGCACCUUCAAUCCGCACCGCAGAUCCGAAUACGCCGUUGGGAAAACUUCAGACGCUUUCAGAUGUGUUUCAUGAAGACUGGCUUCCUCUCUGCCGCAGAUUUGUCUCCAACCCCCCCUCUGAUCUUGCGGCUAGGGAAAAAGAACACCGGAAAUUGAGCGAAAGUGUAAUGCAACAUGUUAUUCUCAAAGCCGAUGCCAUUGAUGUGGAUGAUUCCGAGACUCGCGCUUUCAGAAAGAAGUUGGUCAAUGAAGUCUAUGAAACCAUGAAGAGCAUAGAUGCUGUGACCAAGAGAUGA